UUGCUCUCAAAACUGAAAUUACUUUUCCCAGUCCCGAACGGAAACGCCGCACGCAGCUAUAGUCAGUCAUCAACAAGCGCACCUCUCAAACAAAGUAACAAAGAGUCAAAGAUGGUCAGUGAAAGUGAUAAAGUUAGAGAAGCAAAUCAAGAAGAGGAAGAAAUAGUCUGCUUGGAGUCUUUCUUCAUCAACGAUGAUUAUCAGUUGACGAAAUUUACGUUUGGGUCUCAUGUUCUUGAGCUCUACUGUCUCCAAUCAGCUUCAACUGAUUUUGAUUUAACAGGGCAGCUCGUUUGGCCUGGUGCUAUGCUUAUGAACGGUUAUCUCUCAGAAAAUGCUGACAUUCUCCAGGGAUGUUCAGUUUUAGAGUUGGGAUCUGGCGUUGGUAUAACUGGAGUCCUCUGUAGCAAAUUUUGCCGUAAAGUUAUUUUUACUGACCAUAACGAUGAAGUGCUCAAGAUACUGAAGAAAAACAUUGAGCUUCAUGGACAUUCAAGCGGUCCCAACCCCUCAGCUGAAUUAGAGGCUGCAAAGCUAGAGUGGGGAAAUAGUGAUCAUCUUGGUGAAAUUUUACAGAAACACAAUGAUGGCUUUGAUCUUAUUCUUGGAGCUGAUAUCUGCUUUCAGCAAUCAAGUGUGCCAUUUUUAUUUGACAGUGUUGAGCAGCUUCUGCGGAUCAGGGGACAAGGAAACUGCAAGUUCAUACUAGCAUACGUCUCCCGGGCUAGACAGAUGGAUUCAGCGAUCUUGAGAGAAGGCGAUCAGCACGGGAUGCUGAUGAAUGAAGUUUCUGGGACUCGGUGUACCGUAGGAAACUUGGAAGGGGUCAUAUAUGAAAUCACUCUUCAAUAGAAGAAGAAAGGAAUUGUGUUUGAAUAAUUUAUUUCCCUUGAGACCUGAGAAUUUUUUACCAUUAUUUUUAUGUUAUUUUAGAUGCAUACAUUUGGUGAAUCCUUUACUAAAAUUACAGUUCAAAAAGUAUACAAUGACAUUUGUCAUUUGUGGA
Molecule: messenger RNA, 1006 nt
Organism: Arabidopsis lyrata subsp. lyrata
Lineage: Eukaryota; Viridiplantae; Streptophyta; Magnoliopsida; Brassicales; Brassicaceae
Product: protein N-lysine methyltransferase METTL21A
Exons: 9
Coding region: 112-852 (246 amino acids)
Biological process (GO): protein methylation
Cellular component (GO): nucleus
Molecular function (GO): protein methyltransferase activity
Source: RefSeq, a predicted model, not a curated record